UAGUUAACAUAACAGCGACACAAUCUUCAAAAUGUCGGGAAAGAUAAAAUGCAUAUUUUUUAGCGAAUUUCAUCCUUCUGCUGGACCCAAAAUAGCGUUUCAGGUUCCGGAGGACUAUCUGACAAAGGAGCAUUUUGAUGAACUCAGUAAAUUCAUCAUUACUAAACCGCAGUUGAUGACAAGAUUAAUCACUGUUACUGCAUUAGGUGAGAAGAUUGUUGGCUGCCCUGUAUGUAUAGAAGACAAGAAAUAUAACAGAAAUGAAUUGAUAUUUAACUGCUGCUUUGUGUUUGAUACAGACACACGGACGGCCAGAUACGAACCGGUUGUAAAAAAACUAGCAUCGUAUUUUACACAGCUUGAGCUAGAAAGCAGUUUUCUGUCAACAGAGGUCAAGAAAGAGACUAUUCCACGUUACUUACAGGAAAUUCGUGAUAAACUUAACUUUACAGGCAGCUGUGGAUUGUUUAUAAAUGAGUUUUGUACAAUAAAUCUGAAGUUAUCACCUACCAUUGAGGAUCCGAAACCUGUACAAGACCAUGAUGUACCUGUGUUUAUACACGACAAACCAAGAAUGACAUAUACAAAAUGGGAUCUUACUACUCAACAGGUAUUACAGUAUAUAGAUGGUUAUAAUCAUGUAGCAAAGAUAGCGGCCGAGGCUGACAUAGAAAUUAACCUUGUCAAAGCAUGUCUACAAAAUCUACUGCAUAUUGAUGUUAUUACCAUAGUCUCCAUAUUUCAGUAUUCAAACAUGUAUACAACAACAAACACAAUAAAGAAUUUAGCAGAUGAUCCCCAGUUACAGGAAGACUGCUUGAAAUAUGUUGCUUCUAAAGCUCGUGUUAAGCCAAACUUUCGAGAUGUAUUCCUGUUAUACACCAGCCUUGCUCCAGGACUUACUGUGAAAGAUCUGUGUUUGAGAUUUAAUAUACAUUCCCUCAAAAUUGAUGAGAAGAAACUUAUACAGUUUGGACUAAAGAACAAGAUAAUCCGACGUUUACACGGAUAUCCGGUUAAACUACCUAGCGAUGUAAGAUUGUCCCCAAAAGUUCAAUCUUUAUCCAAGUGGCUUAAUGGUACACACAGUCUUGAUGAAAUCAGCUGUAAAUCAGGUUUAAAUUAUAAAGAAUUGGAUGAGAUCAUAGAAAAUGAUCCAAGUGUAAUUGUAUGCUGGAAGUGAUGGACCAACCUCUAGUGUGAAAUUCAGGGUUUUGUCGCCCUUAACAUGGACAGAAAAUUGUAACCCCAUAGAAGUAAAAGAUACUGAAAAAGUGUGACCCUCAGCAAGGAAAAGAUUCAAGGAAAUCAACAGCAGCAACUAGAAGAUGAAGGAAACAAAGACUCCUAUAAACAAGCAAUGACAUGGUGCAAGAUAAGAUGUUAUAUUUAGAAAUUAUAAGAUUUUGAUAUACAUAUUACCCCUAGAAAUAUCUGAGCUUAGGCCACAUCAGAAUGUAAUAUUAAUUGCCAUACCCCACAUAGGGGUGGGGGUAUAUAGAUUUUACCCUUGUCUGUCUGUCAAGCUUUCAGGCUGUUUGUCUGAACAGAGUCAAAAUAGUGCAGGGUUUCUGUUGGCUUAUUUUUAUGACCAAUAUUUGGUCAUGAUCCAUGUCCAAGAUUGUAUGUUUUUUUUCCAAUUUCAGGGAUAAAAUUCUCUAUUAAAAGGGAAAAACAACAAAAACUAAAAAGGUUAUCAUUUUAUGACAUCUUAACUGCAAUGCCAUAGUAAAUUUUGUUUUUCGCUUUUCAAAUUUUAAAAUGUGCUUAUAAGGGAAAUUUAAAAGGAAUUGAAUGAACCAAAUAUUUUAUUUUAUUGUUCUAUUUGAUAUGUAAUACAGUGCCGGUUUUCCUAAAUUUUGUCUAAAAUGAUGCAAAAUUCCCAAUUCUGGGGUUCUGGUCAUGUUCCCAAAAUGAUGAGUGAAACCCUGCAUUUGAAUGUUGGGGAAAUCUGUGUCCCAUGAACACAUUUCUAGCUUUAU
Molecule: messenger RNA, 1982 nt
Organism: Ruditapes philippinarum (Manila clam)
Lineage: Eukaryota; Metazoa; Mollusca; Bivalvia; Venerida; Veneridae
Product: GATOR1 complex protein NPRL2-like
Exons: 11
Coding region: 32-1183 (383 amino acids)
Biological process (GO): negative regulation of TORC1 signaling; cellular response to amino acid starvation; positive regulation of autophagy
Cellular component (GO): vacuolar membrane; GATOR1 complex
Molecular function (GO): GTPase activator activity
Source: RefSeq, a predicted model, not a curated record